Molecule: messenger RNA, 690 nt
Organism: Kwoniella shivajii
Lineage: Eukaryota; Fungi; Basidiomycota; Tremellomycetes; Tremellales; Cryptococcaceae
Exons: 2
Coding region: 1-690 (229 amino acids)
Source: RefSeq, a predicted model, not a curated record
AUGUCCAGCCCCUCAAUCGAGCUUCGUCCAAUGGGCAAAUCCGCUCCUGCCCCACCUGUACCACCCCGACAUCCAGCAGCUUCCAAUGCCAAUCCUCAACUGAGCGAUGCAUCACCUGGAUCGUUAGGAAGAGCGUAUCGAUCAGCUGAAGAUAAAGCUAGAGCAGUCGUACAUCUACAAGAAGGUGGGAUGGACGCUGUCAGUAUCUGGGCAUUGGGUUUAGCUGGAUGGUUCACGACACUCGCUUUACCGUUAUUACUGUUUCCUCGAAUCCUAUUAUUUUUCUCUCAAACACCGCCUACAUCCGCAUUCACUUCUGCUUCCCCUUCAGCUAGAGAAGAUCACUACGAUGCAUUAUCCCCACUUGAAAGUACUUUAUGUCUUUCUCUAUCGUUAGGACUACUAGCUAUGGCAUUCAUAUCGGUGUUCAUCCUAGUACCGACAUACCAAUUACCUUCUUCCAAUCCGUCCAGAACACCUCUGUUGGGCAUCUUGGUCGGUCUAGUCACCAUCACAGGCGCAGUCAUCUGGAACGUAAGAGGUAUAGGUGGUCUAGGUCAAGUCGUGGGUGCAGGUAAUGUCAUAAUGGCAAUUUGGGGUUGGUGGGUUAUAGUCUUUGGUAUAGGUGGGAAAAGUAAAUUAACUCAAGAUAGGAAAAGUAAAACUCCUGAAAGGUUUAAGAAACUUUGA